AUGUCGACACCUACCCCUAGCAUUGAGGCUGCCGAAGAUGCCUCCCUCGACGCACUCAUCGACUCUUUCGCGCGUACCAAAGCCGCCGAAGCACAAGCCACCUCCGCCUCCGCCUCCGCUUCCGCUGGCCCCUCCGCUGCGCCCCGGAAGGAAAUCACCAUGGCCGAGUUUCAGAGUGUGCUGGACAGUACCCCGCUUUUCAUGCGGGAGACGCCAGAUGGGUCUGAGGAGAACCCUGUGCUGGAUGCGCUGAGGAGUCUGGUUUUCGACGGGGAGGGGGAUGAAGUCGCCUUAAACUUCAAAGACCACGGCAAUGAGCUCUACGUCCAGAAAUCCUACAAGGACGCCGUCGUAGCCUAUACCUCCGGCCUCGACGCGGGACCUACCGACCCCGCUCUACGAAUCACGCUUCUCAACAACCGGGCGGCGUGUAAUCUCGCCUUGAAGAACUUCGGGAUGGUCCUCAAGGAUGCGGGGACCGUGAUUGCCCUGUGUGUGCAAGAAGGGCGGGAUGUGCCUAAUAAGGCGCUGUACAGGGCCGCACAGGCGCUGGUGGGGUUGGAGAGGUGGAAGGAGGCGCGAGAUGUCGUGGGGCGCGGGAAAGAUGGAGGGGACGCUAAGAGCUGGAAAGAGGUGGAAGGGAAGGUGGAGAGGGGGCAACGGGCGGAGGUGGAGCGUGCAGAGCGAUUGAGGCGGGAAAGACUGAGUAAGAAGGCGCUGAGAGAGGCGGUACAGUCCCGCGGCCUGGUCAUCAUCGACACCCCCUCCCCACCCGACAAUCCCAACCCACUACACUUUGAUCCUUCCUAUCUCCCCGCCACUCCCCUCUCUGAUACCACAUGGGACCCGCCCGCGCUGCACACACCACUCAUCUACCCCGUCUUCCUCCUCUACCCCUCUCACGCCCAAUCGGACCUUAUAACCCAUUUCAACGAGACGACGUCCUUCGGAGAUCAUCUGGCCGCCAUGUUCCCCUCCUCCCCCGCGGCGUCCAGCGGCUGGACAGAAUGGGAUAGUAAGCGAGAGUACCAUAGCGCGAACCUGGUGGUGUAUGUGGAAACGAGACAUCGGCGGCUGUUGAAGGUCGGGAAGGAUCUGCCGUUGGUGGAGGUGCUGGCAAAGGGGGUCAAGAUGGAUGCGGCCGGUAGAGUGGGGGAUGGGGUGGUAUUAAGGGAUGGGCUGUUGAGCUUUGUGGUGUUGGUCAAGGGAGAACAGGAGAAGGCUUGGAUAGCGGAUUUCAAGGCCAAGCGAGACGGAACAUAG
Dioszegia hungarica is the source of this 1263-nucleotide messenger RNA. RefSeq lists its product as uncharacterized. NCBI's taxonomy places the organism in Eukaryota, Fungi, Basidiomycota, Tremellomycetes, Tremellales, Bulleribasidiaceae. The transcript is spliced from 3 exons. The record is from RefSeq and is a predicted model, not a curated record. Gene Ontology annotation, molecular function: Hsp90 protein binding. The coding region runs from base 1 to 1263 and encodes 420 amino acids.